This is a messenger RNA of Trichomonas vaginalis G3, 1063 nucleotides long. Its product is annotated as DNA/RNA polymerase superfamily. Gene Ontology annotation, molecular function: nucleic acid binding. The transcript has a single exon. The record is from RefSeq and is a predicted model, not a curated record. Lineage: Eukaryota; Parabasalia; Trichomonadida; Trichomonadidae. The annotation marks the transcript as partial.
AUGGUAUCAUCAACGGUUAAAUUAAAUGAUAAAACAUAUACGAGGAAUUUUUGCUUAACUUCGAGUGAUUCUUUUAUUUCUGAUUGGAUUGAGUUUUUAUUUUCAACCUGUUCAUUAGUUGUUGAAUCAAAUAUUGAACAAUAUGAAGAAUUAAUGAAGUCUCAUACAUUAAAUGAAAAACAGAAGGAAGCAUUUAAAGAACUUCUAGAUGAGGAAUUCAAUAAAGUGAAUAUCAUAGGUUUUAAUUCGGGAAAGUUUGAUUUAAAUUUAAUUCUUCGUGAUUUAAACACUGCAAAAUGGAAAAUAAAAUCAAUGCUGGGUUCUUCUUCUCAAUUUAAGCAAAUCAUUGUAAAGAAAACAAACGUUCCAUAUGAAUUGAGAUUUAUUGACAUCAGAAAUUAUAUCGCGGGUGGAACAUUAGACCAAUUCACUCAAGAUUUCGGAAACAAUAAAUCACGUGUUAAAUCCUUUUUCCCUUAUCAAUUCAUCACGUGGGAAAAUUACGAAGAAGAAUUAUAUAAAGAGGAACCAUUCACUCAAGAUUCAUUUUAUUCAGCAUUAACUCAAGAAACUAUAUCAGAUAGUGAUUAUCAAAUAUAUCUCAAUGAUGCUAAAAACUUUAAGAAUAGAUUAGAAUAUUUUAUUCAUUAUUGCAAUAAAGAUGUUGAAAUUAUGAUUGACCCAAUUGAUAAAAUUAUUGAAGAAACAUUUGUUUAUAAAAUUGACAUGCUUCAUAAUCUUUCUUUAUCAUCGAAUGCUUCAAUGAUUCGUUACGCUUUAGCAUAUAAAGACCUUAAUCCUAAUGAAAAAUAUCCCGAGGAAGAGAUAGAAUCAAGUUUUGAAUUAACGAAAAAGUAUUGGAAAUAUAAAAUUGAAUCAUAUAAGAAACAAGAUGAAAAAGCAGAAAGAGAUACUAAAAAUAAUGUUUCAAUGGAUGAUUUUCAAUACUAUCACGAUUUAAUCCUUUCAUCUAAAUGCAAAAUGUGUGGUAAAGCGUUUACAUAUGCAAAUAAACCAACAUUGGAUAGAAUCGAUAAUGAAAAACCACAUACCAAAGAAAAUU